Molecule: messenger RNA, 920 nt
Organism: Portunus trituberculatus (swimming crab)
Lineage: Eukaryota; Metazoa; Arthropoda; Malacostraca; Decapoda; Portunidae
Product: serpin B10-like
Exons: 6
Coding region: 9-920 (303 amino acids)
Biological process (GO): negative regulation of endopeptidase activity
Molecular function (GO): serine-type endopeptidase inhibitor activity
Source: RefSeq, a predicted model, not a curated record
GCUAUAAGAUGUCUAUGACAAGUCUUCUCUUCCGGAAGUGGGAGAAGGGCGAGGAACAUGACUCUUAUGAGGACGUGGGGAAUCUAUUCCAAACUGUCCCCACCCCGUGCCCCCUCACCUGCCCCUUCCACUCCCGCAGCCACAUCAACUCCCUCGUAGACACCCACACUAAGGGCAGGCUGGCUAACCUGGUGCCUGAGGGGUGGCUGAUGGAGGAGAUGGAUCUGGUCGGGGUAAGCGGCAUGUACCUGCGGGGAUUCAGUCAGCCUGUGUUCUGGAGGUACGCCACAGUCUUCAGGGAGUUCUGGACGGGUCCGAAUAAGAGCAUCAGGGUUCCAAUGCUGCACACUCAGGCAGACUUCCUCACUUAUCGCCAUCCUGAACUGCGGGCGGGAUUCCUCGUUCUGCAUUACCCGGAGGGAAUGUUCCUGGUGGUUGUCGUGCCGGAAGAAGCAGAUGGUCUCCCACGUCUGGAGGCUGUUCUUACGCCUCAGCUGGUAAACCGCUCCCUCAACUUGACCAAGGCACGACGCACACUGCUGGCGAUCCCCAAAAUGAUCCUUGAUCAAACUCGCGACUACACAGAAAUUCUGGAACACGUGGGCGUGCGGACCCUCUGCGACCCCUCCUCCUCCGAGUUCUCCGGCGGAAAGAAGUGGCCUCGCCUGGAUCGUCUCAUUCACCGCGCUGUAAUGCCCCUCGACGAGCAGAAUCCCCUGGGCGAGACGGAGGAAGUGAGCGAAGUGAUGAAGCAGCCCGUGGUGCGCUUCCUGGUGGACCGCCCCUUCCACUGGCAGAUAAUACACCUUCACUCUACCGUCAUGUUGCUCCAGGGGACGCAGCGGCACAUGACGGACAGAGGCAGACUGAACACAGCCCUGGGAGUAGCUGGCGGGCUUGGGUUCACGGCUACCCAGUGA